Messenger RNA from Andrographis paniculata, 2521 nucleotides. RefSeq lists its product as uncharacterized. The coding region runs from base 407 to 2209 and encodes 600 amino acids. The record is from RefSeq and is a predicted model, not a curated record. The transcript is spliced from 9 exons. Gene Ontology annotation, biological process: DNA-templated transcription. Lineage: Eukaryota; Viridiplantae; Streptophyta; Magnoliopsida; Lamiales; Acanthaceae. Gene Ontology annotation, molecular function: transcription corepressor activity. Gene Ontology annotation, cellular component: nucleus.
CAAAUCAGUCUGUCAGUCCCAUUCCGUUCCCAUCUCCCUCUUCUAGUCUACUCCCUUCCUAAUCCCAAUUGCACCAACGCCGACGGCCUGCCGCCGCCGGUCCUUCCAAAAAAUCACUUCAGAAGUCGAGAAUCAACAGCCGCCGAAUAACAACAGCAAAAGCCAACGAAGUUGAAGCAAGCUUUGACCACCUGCCUGACACACGCACACCUAUUUCCAGCUCACUCUCCACGUUCUCCCUCCCCUGGAUUAAAAAUCUCCUGAAUUUCCACACGACUACUUCUUGUUGAUCUCUAAAUACUUUUGUCUGUUUUGACCAACGAGCGUCCAGCCUAGCUAGAUGGAACAUGGUGGGUAAAAUCUAGUGAAUUGAAGUGGUUUCCAAGUCUCUCGCAGUUAGUUUUGGAUGUCGAAGGAGGAAGUCGUACCGAAAACUUUCCGCACGCUGGUGGAGGCAGCGGAGCGGAAAUUCUCGCGCGUGCGCGACGCGCCGCUUCAUCCGUACGGUGGGAGCGGGCCGCAGUAUGGGCACUUCUUUCAUAAGGUUUUCAAGGCUUACAUGCGACUAUGGAAAUAUCAGCAGGAGAAUCGAGCUAAACUGGUGGAUUCGGGGCUCCAGCGAUGGGAAAUCGGAGAGAUCGCUUCUAGAAUAGGUCAGCUUUAUUACAACCAGUAUCUGAGGACCAGCGAGGCUAGGUUUCUUCUCGAGGCCUACAUAUUCUACGAGGCGAUUUUCCAUCGGAAGUAUUUCGACGGCUCCGCUAAGGAUCGAGGGAUUAGGUUUAAGGAGCUACGGUUUUACGCCAGGUUUUUGAUGGUUUCGUUGAUUCUGAAUCGCGUAGAAAUGGUGAAAUUGCUCGUCGAAAGGUUUAAAGAGCUAAUCGACGACAGCAAAGACAAUUUUCGGGAUACCAACUUCAAAGAAUGGAAGCUAGUGAUGCAAGAAAUCGUGCGGUUUGCAAAAGCUGAUUCAAUUGUUCUGAAUGCUAGACCGUUGAGAUAUACAACCAUUUUUGAUUCAUAUCCAGCCUCACUCUCAUACGUAGCUCGAUUUCAUGCUAAGAGACUUCUGAAGUUUAGAGAUGCGGUGUUGACUAGCUAUCACAGAAAUGAGGUCAAGUUUGCAGAAAUCACUUUAGAUGCACUCAGAAUGCUGCAAUGUUUGGAAUGGGAACCUAGUGGAGCUUUCUAUCAAACACGUCGUAUUGAAUCAAAGGAGAAUGGUGUAAAUACAACUGCUGAUUAUUCUGUCACUUCAGGAUUAAUAGAUAUGAAUUUGAUGGCAGAUACAGAUCCAAAUUUGCCUCCAAAUCCAAAGAAAGCAAUCUUGUAUCGUCCAUCUGUGACCCAACUGAUAGCUGUGAUUGCAACAGUCUGUGAGGAACUUCCUCCUGAUAGUGUUAUGCUGAUAUACUUGUCCAGCUCAGGGAAUUUGGGUCAUGGUGGUGCUUCACCAAUGGAUGUCUCUGCAACGUCAAGAAAAUACAGUAUGCUCAGUGAACCUGCUAAUAACCAUUAUGUUCAGAGGAAUGGCUUUUGCGAAAAUCAUGUUUCCAAGAGAGAAUCUAGUCAAUAUUUUGAGAAUUAUUUGAUUUUAGGUCCAAGCAGAAGUGGAGGGUCAAACAUCCUCUUUCCCGGUGAUAUAAUUCCUUUCACCAGAAGGCCGCUUUUCCUGAUAAUAGAUAGUGAUAGUAGUCAUACAUUCAAGGUUCUGCAUGGAGCAGAAAGGGGGGAACCAGCGGCUUUAUUUCUUUCUCCUAUGAGUCCAUUGUUCAAGAAUCCAAGUGGUAUUGAUUUGUCGCAAUAUGGAAGUCAGUUCACGUACUUCUUGACGGCUCCCUCGCAUGCUUUCUGCCAAUUGGUUGAUUGUAACAUGAGCAACGUUGACUUGGACAUGUACAAUGAGGUGGAAAGCAUUCUCUCCACUGCCUUCUCGAAAUGGGAAGAAAUCUUAUGUACCUCAACUGAGCUUGAUCUGGUUUGGGCUCAGCUUCUAUGUGAUCCUUUUCUCCGACGGCUUAUUCUCAGAUUUAUUUUCUGCCGUGCUGUUUUCACUCUGUUUGGUUCAAGGGAAAAAGACAACCAAUAUUUGCCAAUUUGCAUACCAGAACUUCCUGACUCAGUAUCUGCCCACUCCAAUGCUGUGCAAGCUACGGUCACCCAACUUGCCCGUCAUCUCAAGGCUACAGAUUGUUUUUACCUAGCAUAACUACCAAAAGAAAGUAACCACAAAGUUGUAUAUCAUGUGAACACCUAUGUACCCACCUACUGAGGUGCGCAACGUAUAGUCGACCUACAGAUUCACUCAUCGAGUGGUAAGUAGGUGAUUGGAAGAUGGCAUAUGGAGGGAGUAAUAGGGUGAUGAACUAUUUGUGAGUUAUUUGGUCUGGGAAUAUUACCCUUCAUUACUUAUUUGGCUGUGUUUUUUCUUAGUUUGUUAAUGGAUGUAUGUAAUAUUAUAAUGUUGCUACAUAAAUUAAUUUAUCUGUAAAAGGAAAUCUCAAGUAGAUGAUGAUGAUGA